GCGCUGUGUUUGGACUAGAAGCAUCACUCUCAGCAGGUUCCACCAACAUCUUGUUUCCCCCGAAGACCAUCGUGAAGGAAACAGUCGUGUAUAUCCGGAGUUAGGAUGGAAUUUAUCUUGUUUUAAAUUCUUGUGACUGAGGCUCUCAAUACAAAGUCUAAUUCAUUCCGACUUCUAGAGUUUUCAUUGAGUAAGGGAGGGUGAGAUGCCAGCCAAAACUCCCAUCUAUUUAAAGACCUCAACUCCCAAGAGGGGGAAAAAGCCCAAACUUAGAGACAUGCUAUCGAGGGAAAUGAUUAGUCCUCCUUUGGGUGAUUUCAGGCACAGUGCUCACAUUGGAGUCCAUGGAGAAGGGGAUAUGUUUGGAGAGUUGUCUUUCUUGCAAGGAAAGUAUGAUCUGCUCCCAAACUUGAGCCACAAAUUGAUAAUGAAGGACACGGAAACUGGCUCAAACGAAGAGUUACAUACUCAUUUCAGCUCUGGGAGUUAUCGCCCCUUUUUAAAAAAUGCAGUGUCACUGCCAGCGUUCACUGGAACCCAGAGUCAAGAAAAGGCUCCUCCAAAACCUCCUCGGUUGCACUUGGAAGACGUCCCAAGCCAACGUUCGAUGUCCGUUAGCUAUGGGAACGGAUCAUUCCGAAGAGAAGACGAUAUGUCAUUUUCAUCAAUCUCCCAAGACGGACAAAGUCGAUUUCUGGAAGCUUCCAUGAGCUCGUCCGAAGGAUCUAUCAGUGGAAGUGGUGCUCAAAGUCCAGGACAAAAUUUAGACCACAUACAGGACGACAGAUGUAGUGAACACUCCAAAGAACAAAGUCUUCCUAAAUCCGAGUCUCUUUUUCGACUUGAGCUAGAUCUUGGACCUUCCAUUCUGGAUGAGGUUCUAAGGAUAAUGGAUGAAUACAAGGCCUAAAGGAUUCUUGAACUUACAGAGAUAUUGUAUAUAGAUAUAUCAACUAUUUAUUGACAGCCAGUAUUUCAUUGGUUAAGAACUAUUCACUGUAGAAAGUUUGGAUAAGCUGAACAGAGCAUUAGUUGUAAACGGAAGAUGUAUCGUCUUCUAAAAAACAUUAUUUUAUUUGCUGAAUAGGGCCUAUCGCUAUAUAUAGCGCUAUACCGCGAUGCUGGGGCCACACACCCGUCAUUAUAAAAGGAUAUCAAUGCUUUGGGUCUAUUCAUCCAGGUUCCACACACUGUUUUUAUCCUUCUUCUUGACCAGAGUACUUGCAAGAAAUGUAAUUUUAUCAUUUUCACUUGGAGCAGUGCGAAACGCGUCUCACUUUUCUGGAAUUGUCUGCCGCUGCUUCUAACCCGAUACUUAAAGCACUAUUCACUAAUGUGAGAGUCCAAAGAGAAUUUCACAUUUAAGGCCAGAGGAGCGGAAAGUAAAUCAAAGCUGACCUCGAAAAUGUUCCACUUUGGCUAUUUUGACCUCACUUUGGUGAAUAAUGCUAUAAACUGUAUCACUCUGAGUGUCUCUGUACUAGUCUCAUGCUGGAAGGUCCUCUAUAGUAGACUAUGGACUGAUACACCCACUUGUUGUCCUUCUUAUAGAGUGUUACAGGUCACUGGGCUGGAAAGUCAAACCAGUGAUUGGUCGGUUAGCUGAGACUGUAAUUGAUUAUUGGAAUAGAUAUUUAAUUCUAUCUGAAUUGACGGCUGUGUUACUAAAACCCUGUAAUUAUCAAAUGAACAAUGUCACAUUAACACACGAUCAGUAGAUAUAUUCCAUCAAAUUCAUAGCUCAGUCUGCUGGGCUUAGUGGUUUUGCUAGGGAACUGUUCAGUCUAUGGAGAGCUGCUGGGUUCAGGGUUCAGUCUAUGGAGAGCUGCAGGGCUCAGUGCUCAGUCUAUGGAGAGCUGCUGGGUU
Molecule: messenger RNA, 1866 nt
Organism: Pelobates fuscus (common spadefoot toad)
Lineage: Eukaryota; Metazoa; Chordata; Amphibia; Anura; Pelobatidae
Product: cdc42 effector protein 2-like
Exons: 2
Coding region: 206-910 (234 amino acids)
Biological process (GO): regulation of cell shape; positive regulation of actin filament polymerization; positive regulation of pseudopodium assembly
Cellular component (GO): cytoplasm; membrane
Molecular function (GO): small GTPase binding
Source: RefSeq, a predicted model, not a curated record